This is a messenger RNA of Penicillium macrosclerotiorum, 558 nucleotides long. RefSeq names its product putative AP-3 adaptor complex subunit sigma. NCBI's taxonomy places the organism in Eukaryota, Fungi, Ascomycota, Eurotiomycetes, Eurotiales, Aspergillaceae. Gene Ontology annotation, biological process: vesicle-mediated transport; protein transport. Gene Ontology annotation, cellular component: intracellular membrane-bounded organelle. The record is from RefSeq and is a predicted model, not a curated record. The transcript has 2 exons. Bases 1 to 558 code for a protein of 185 amino acids.
AUGAUCAAUGCUGUAUUAGUCUUCAACAACAACGGCCAGCCUCGCCUGACCAAAUUCUAUACCCAGCUUGACACGCAGACCCAACAAUCCCUCAUCGCGCAAAUAUACCACCUUGUCGCACAGCGCCCUGAUAGUGCUUGCAAUUUCCUCCCAUUGCCCCCACUCCUGUCCCAAGGCGCUGCCAGCUCCUCCGCUCACGGGCCGUCGGAUGCGCCCACCCAGAUCACAUACCGCACCUAUGCCACGCUCUCCUUCAUCAUGAUAUCAACCUCUACCGAGUCACCACUCGCACUGAUUGACCUGAUCCAGGUCUUCGUCGAGGCCCUCGACCGGAUGUUUGAGAACGUCUGCGAGCUGGACCUGAUUUUCGGGUAUGAGACUUUGCACGCGGUGCUGAGUGAGAUGAUCAUCGGCGGGGUCGUGGUGGAGACCAAUAUUGACAAGAUUGUUGCCGCUGUACGGACCCAAGAGGGUUCACUAGGAAAGAAGAAGGCUAUCCAGGCUGCGAGCACAAGCCUAGGACGUGGUGCCCUGCCCGGGCUGGGGGCUUGGCGAUGA